GGAUUAGUUGGUUUCGGGGCCCGGGAGGAGGGACACCCGGCUGUCGCGAGCGCAGAGACAAAGCGUUGUCCGGGGGCCCGGCUCGGGGAGAGGACCCGGGCUCGGUGGCGCACCGGCCGGCUGAGCGGCCUCGCGCGCUGCCGCCUCCCUCGCAACAGGUCGGCCGCGCGGCCUCGUCCUCGCCCCGCUUCCUCGGGCCCGCGCCCCCCGGGCCAAGUCGGCUGGGCCAGGCCGCGGCCGGCCUCUCGCUUCCAUGCGGUUUGGGUCCACAAUGAUGCCUAUGUUUCUGACCGUGUACCUCAGUAACAACGAGCAGCACUUCACAGAAGUUCCUGUUACCCCAGAGACAAUAUGCAGAGAUGUUGUGGAUCUCUGCAAAGAGCCUGGAGAGAGUGACUGCCAUCUGGCUGAAGUAUGGUGUGGCUCUGAACGCCCGGUUGCUAAUAAUGAGCGAAUGUUUGAUGUUCUUCAAAGAUUUGGAAAUCAGAGGAAUGAAGUUCGUUUCUUCCUUCGUCAUGAACGCCCCCCUAGCAGAGACAUUGCAAGUGGACCAAGACCUCAGGAUCCAAGUCUGAAAAGAAAUGGCGUAAAAGUUCCUGGUGAACAUGGAAGAAAGGAGAAUGGCGUUAAUAGUCCUAGGAUGGAUUUGACACUUGCUGAACUUCAGGAAAUGGCAUCUCGCCAGCAGCAACAGAUUGAGGCCCAGCAACAAAUGCUGGCUACUAAGGAGCAGCGUUUGAAAUUCUUAAAGCAGCAAGAUCAGCGUCAACAGCAGCAAGCUGCUGAGCAGGAGAAGCUGAAGCGGCUCAAAGAAAUAGCUGAGAAUCAGGAGGCCAAGCUUAAAAAAGUGAGAGCACUCAAGGGCCAUGUGGAACAGAAGAGGCUGAGCAAUGGGAAACUUGUGGAGGAAAUUGAACAGAUGAAUAGCUUGUUCCAGCAGAAACAGAGGGAGCUAGUUCUGGCCGUGUCGAAAGUAGAGGAACUUACAAGGCAGCUAGAGAUGCUCAAGAACGGCAGGAUUGAUGGCCAUCACGACAACCAGUCAGCCGUGGCUGAGCUUGAUCGCCUCUACAAGGAACUGCAGUUAAGAAACAAAUUGAACCAAGAACAGAAUGCCAAACUGCAACAACAGAGGGAGUGUUUGAAUAAGCGCAAUUCAGAAGUGGCAGUCAUGGACAAGCGUGUUAACGAGCUGAGGGACCGGCUGUGGAAGAAGAAGGCAGCACUGCAGCAAAAAGAAAAUCUCCCGGUUUCACCUGAUGGAAAUCUUCCCCAGCAAGCAGUGUCAGCCCCAAGUCGUGUGGCCGCGGUAGGCCCUUACAUUCAGUCAUCUACCAUGCCACGGAUGCCCUCUAGACCUGAGCUGCUGGUGAAGCCAGCCCUGCCUGAUGGGUCCUUGGUCAUGCAGUCAUCGGAAGGCUCAGUGAAGAUGCAGACGUUACCCAAUAUGAGGUCUGGGGCUGCUUUGCAAAAUAAAGGCUCUAAAACCCAUCCAGCUAGCCCUGAUUGGAGCCCUUCCAAUGCAGACCUCUUACCCAGCCAAGGCUCUUCUGUUCCUCAGAGUGCUGGGAAUGCCCUAGACCAAGUUGAUGAUGGGGACAUUCUGUUGAGGGAGAAAGAGAAGAAAGUGCGUCCCUUUUCCAUGUUUGACACAGUGGACCAGUGUGCUGCCCCACCCUCCUUUAGUACACUGAGGAAAAACCAGAGCAGUGAAGACAUCUUGCGGGAUGCUCAGGCUGCAAACAAAAAUGUGGCUAAAGUACCACCUCCUGUUCCUACAAAACCAAAACAGAUUAAUUUGCCUUAUUUUGGACAAACCACUCAGUCACCUUCUGACGUUAAGGCAGAUGGAAAUCUUCAGCAGUUGCCAACUGCCACUACAUCCACAGGAAAUAAGCUCAAGCCAGCAGGACAGCAGCCAAGGGUGCUGCUGUCUCCCAGCAUACCUUCAGGUGGCCAAGACCAAGUCCUUUCUCCAGGAUCUAAGCAAGAAAGUCCACCUGCUGCUGCAGUUCGACCCUUUACUCCCCAGCCUUCCAAGGACACCCUCCCUCCAUCUGGCUUCCGAAAACCCCAGACCGUGGCAGCCAGUUCAAUCUAUUCCAUGUACACCCAGCAUCAGGCUCCAGGAAAAAACUUCCAGCAGGCUGUGCAGAGUGCCUUGACCAAGACUCAUAUCCGAGGCCCUCACUUUUCCAGUGUGUAUGGCAAGCCUGUGAUUGCUGCUGCCCAGAACCCACAGCAGCAUCUGGAGAACAUCUACUCCAGGAGCCAGGGCAAGCCUGGCAGUCCUGACCCUGAAACAGAGCCUGUUUCUUCAGUUCAUGAGAGCCAUGAAAAUGAAAGAAUUCCCCGACCACUCAGCCCGACUAAGUUACUGCCAUUCUUAUCUCACCCUUACCGGAAUCAGAGUGAUGCUGACUUAGAAGCCCUACGAAAGAAACUGUCUAAUGCACCAAGGCCAUUAAAGAAACGCAGCUCCAUCACAGAGCCAGAGGGCCCUAAUGGGCCAAAUAUUCAGAAGCUUUUGUAUCAGAGGACUACUAUUGCUGCCAUGGAGACCAUCUCUGUCCCAUCCUACCCAUCUAAGUCAUCGAGCUCAGUGACUGCCAGCACAGAAAGCCCAAUAGAAAUCCCAAACCCAUAUUUACAUGUGGAGCCAGAGAAGGAGGUGGUCUCUGUGGUUCCUGAACCACUGACCCCAGAGGAUGUAGGGAGUGCCAGUACAGAGACCAGUGACACGCCAGCUCCUUCUGCAGGCCUCGAUUAUGUGCCUGAAGGAGCCCCAGAUAGCAGCCCAAACUUCCAGAAUGAUGCAGAAGAACCAAACCUAGAGGCUCCCCAUUUGCUUGAAGUGUACCUAGAAGAAUACCCCCCCUACCCACCCCCACCAUACCCAUCUGGGGAGCCAGAGGGGCCUGAAGAAGACUCUGUACGCAUGCGCCCACCAGAGAUCACCGGACAGGUGUCUCUGCCUCCUGGCAAAAGGACAAACUUGCGUAAAACUGGCUCAGAGCGGAUUGCUCAUGGAAUGCGGGUGAAAUUCAACCCUCUUGCAUUACUCCUGGAUUCAUCUUUGGAAGGAGAAUUUGACCUUGUACAGCGGAUUAUCUAUGAGGUUGAUGACCCAAGCCUGCCAAAUGACGAAGGCAUCACAGCCCUUCACAAUGCUGUGUGUGCAGGCCACACGGAAAUUGUGAAGUUCCUGGUACAGUUUGGUGUGAAUGUAAAUGCUGCUGAUAGUGAUGGAUGGACCCCAUUACACUGUGCUGCCUCAUGUAACAAUGUUCAGGUGUGUAAGUUUUUGGUGGAGUCGGGAGCGGCUGUGUUUGCUAUGACCUACAGCGACAUGCAGACUGCUGCAGACAAGUGUGAGGAGAUGGAGGAGGGCUACACUCAGUGCUCUCAGUUUCUCUAUGGAGUUCAGGAGAAGAUGGGCAUAAUGAACAAAGGCGUCAUUUAUGCACUGUGGGAUUACGAGCCUCAGAAUGAUGACGAGCUGCCUAUGAAAGAAGGAGACUGCAUGACCAUAAUCCGCAGGGAAGACGAAGACGAAAUUGAGUGGUGGUGGGCGCGCCUCAGUGAGAAGGAGGGCUACGUCCCACGAAACUUGCUGGGACUAUACCCAAGAAUUAAACCAAGACAGAGGAGCUUGGCGUGAAACUCUCCAGAAUUUUAGUUAAUGAAGAAUUAAUAACCUAGAAGAAACACUACGAUUGUUUUGGCACAAAUUUCACAAGACUUUAAUAAUACUGUACCUUGAAAGCAAUGAAGAAUGUGCUCUGGAGGAAAAUGAAGGAUUGAAGAAGUCACUGUUGGUGGAGAACACGUAGCAGGGGGAUUUGAGCUGUUAAGUCAGCAAACUGCGCUGUUCUGGCUGGAGUGCUCCAUGCAGCGCUAGAAAGAUGAGUAAUGCAGAUCCUGUUUUCUCCAAAAAACUGGGACCAUUUUCUGGGCUGUGGAGAGGCAGCUUCCUGCCCUUCUUAGUGUGUAUUUGGUACUGCCCUGUACCAGUCUCCUGCCAGCUAGGACCAGUGCCAUCUGGCACCAUCUCUGGUUGUCCCCAACACCAGCAGGCUUUCAAGCUCAUGGCUGAUGGUGCCAAACUCUUGUGUAUUGUCAGCAAAGAACUGCUAGCUGCUUCUCAGUGAGCAAUAACUUUAUUAUAUGAGUUUUUGUAGCAUUUUAAGAAUUAAAUGCAUAUAUUUGAAAUUCUGAAACUAAGCUAUACUACCUAAUCUAAAUUAGAUUUAGAAUCUCGUUUUUAGACUGAAUUUGAAUCUAUAUUUAUUGUCUUUUUGUAUCAUGGAAAUUAGAGAUUUGUUAUAGAUUUACCCAUAUUUGUCAAGAUAAUAACUGACAUUAAAAACAAUUGUAA
Molecule: messenger RNA, 4378 nt
Organism: Nannospalax galili (Upper Galilee mountains blind mole rat)
Lineage: Eukaryota; Metazoa; Chordata; Mammalia; Rodentia; Spalacidae
Gene: Tp53bp2
Product: tumor protein p53 binding protein 2
Exons: 18
Coding region: 254-3661 (1135 amino acids)
Biological process (GO): regulation of apoptotic process
Cellular component (GO): nucleus
Molecular function (GO): p53 binding
Source: RefSeq, a predicted model, not a curated record